Mizuhopecten yessoensis (Yesso scallop) is the source of this 1251-nucleotide messenger RNA. RefSeq names its product coiled-coil domain-containing protein 152-like. The record is from RefSeq and is a predicted model, not a curated record. The transcript is spliced from 2 exons. The coding region runs from base 88 to 861 and encodes 257 amino acids. Lineage: Eukaryota; Metazoa; Mollusca; Bivalvia; Pectinida; Pectinidae.
GCAACCCCGUGCUACAGUAAAAAGUCUGCUGAAGUUUCAUUGUCACGAAAAUUCGAUUUAUUUAGGUCGAUUGGUUUCACACUGAAGAUGGAUAGAGAAGAAAAGAGUGAACAGUGCCUAGAGCUGGACUCCAUCAUUGACACAUUCGAUAACUGGCAGCUAGUUAUUGCAGACUUGGUGAAGAGCAAAACUGAGUUAACUGAAGAAACAAAAAAAAUAAGAACUGAGAACGAGAGACUGAAAAAGAAAAACACAGAGCUUGAAAAAACUGUUUGUGAUCUUCAGGGAAUGAUAGAUACUAUGCACAAGCAGCUUCACAACAUGUGUGACUUAGAGGAAAACGUCAGAAAAUGUCAAGAAGAACUUAAAAAACAAACAAAAAAACUUUGUGAUGCGAAAUCGGAAGGAAUUGCCCAAAAAGUAAGACAUACCAAAUCAAUUGAGGAAAUGCAAGAGGAACAUUCUAAAGAAACGAGCAAAUUAAUAGAAACCUUUAACAGAGAGAAGGAAUUCGAGGUAGACAAGUUAAGGGGAAUUAUCGAACAGAAAAACGAUGAAAUGUACCAGCUGCAACAAAAAUUGGAUAAAUCAUACGCUGAAAAGGAAUCUGAAAUCCUGAAACUUUCAUUGGAUUACGAAAACAAAUUGUCAAAACUUAAACAAAAGACAUCAGUCGCACCUGCUCAAUCAAGCUCUUCCAAUCAAGAGAUUUUCCGUAAAAAGCUCCAGCAUCUGAAAACAGAAUAUGACAGAGAAGUGAAUAAUCUUAAGUUCACUAUAUCAGAUCUACAAGAGAAAUUGGCUUCCCAAGGAAACACAGGUCGAAUGGCGUUGUCUUCUGGGAAAAAGAGACGAACUUAGUAUCAACGCAAGACGAAAAGAACACUAAUGUGAUAUACUUAAUAUUCAGUUCAUAUUAAUUUAUUCAAACAGAAUUAUUGAGUUUUUAUUUCAAAUAUUCCAACAGCAAAUAAAUAGAUUUCAUUUUCCAAAGAUAUUUAUUGUGAUUUUAAAACCGAUAUAAGACUGGGAUAGUAUGUACGCGAGUGCUAAUCCAAGAUACUUGUACUUUUCUAUGAAAAUUUUAUUACAGCAAAUUCUCGCAGAAUAAUCGCUAAACACUAGUCAUCACGUGAACAUGCAGUGAAUGAAAAUAACACUGUAAGUCUUGAUUGUAUAUUUGAUUGAUUGCAAGGCCUGAUGAGAGGAAAUGAUCCCCGUGUAAAUUAAGUAGCAUUGAUCAGUGGUUAU